Molecule: messenger RNA, 3481 nt
Organism: Polyodon spathula (Mississippi paddlefish)
Lineage: Eukaryota; Metazoa; Chordata; Actinopteri; Acipenseriformes; Polyodontidae
Product: AP-2 complex subunit alpha-2
Exons: 24
Coding region: 171-3245 (1024 amino acids)
Biological process (GO): clathrin-dependent endocytosis; intracellular protein transport
Cellular component (GO): membrane coat; AP-2 adaptor complex
Molecular function (GO): clathrin-cargo adaptor activity
Source: RefSeq, a predicted model, not a curated record
CCGGCCGGGUUCACCCUCCGUGCGCGCUCCCGACACACGCCCACAGCCGGCCGGUUCACCCUCUGUGCGCGCUCCCUCAUUUCUUCGCCUGUCUCUCUCCGUUCUGUCGGAUUUGCGUGUUUGUUUUUGUCCGAAGAACCGAGUAAUUUUUCGGGGGUCUAUCAAUCAACAUGCCGGCCGUUUCGAAGGGAGAUGGGAUGCGUGGGCUGGCGGUCUUCAUCUCAGAUAUAAGAAACUGCAAAAGCAAAGAGGCCGAGAUAAAGAGGAUAAACAAAGAGCUGGCAAAUAUCCGCUCAAAGUUUAAAGGAGACAAAGCGCUGGAUGGCUACAGUAAGAAGAAAUAUGUCUGCAAGCUGCUGUUUAUUUUCCUCCUGGGGCAUGAUAUCGAUUUUGGACACAUGGAGGCAGUCAACCUGUUAAGCUCCAACAAAUACACUGAGAAGCAGAUUGGUUACCUGUUCAUCUCCGUGCUGGUGAACUCAAACAGCGAGCUGAUUCGGCUGAUCAACAACGGCAUCAAGAACGACCUGGCCAGCCGCAACCCCACCUUCAUGAACCUGGCCCUGCACUGCAUCGCCAACGUGGGAAGCCGGGAGAUGGCAGAGGCCUUCACCGCAGAGAUCCCCAAGAUUCUGGUCGCUGGUGACACCAUGGACAGUGUGAAGCAGAGUGCUGCCCUGUGCUUGCUGCGGUUGAAUAGGACCUCGCCAGACCUUGUGCCCAUGGGGGAGUGGACCUCGCGGGUGGUGCAUCUCCUCAACGAUCAGCACCUGGGAGUGGUGACGGCUGCCACCAGUCUGAUCACUACUCUGGCGCAGAAGAACCCCGAAGAGUUCAAGACGUCGGUGUCCCUGGCAGUGUCGAGGCUCAGCAGGAUCGUGACCUCGGCAUCAACAGACCUCCAAGACUACACGUACUACUUUGUUCCUGCCCCGUGGCUCUCGGUCAAGCUUCUUCGUCUUCUGCAGUGCUAUCCGCCCCCAGAGGAAGGAGCAGUGCGCGGGCGUCUUACCGAAUGUCUGGAGACCAUCCUGAAUAAAGCCCAGGAGCCACCCAAAUCCAAGAAAGUCCAGCACUCCAACGCUAAGAACGCGGUCCUGUUCGAAGCCAUCAGCCUGAUAAUCCAUCAUGACAGUGAGCCAAACCUGCUGGUCCGAGCUUGUAACCAGCUGGGGCAGUUUCUGCAGCACCGGGAAACAAACCUGAGGUACCUGGCCCUGGAGAGCAUGUGUACGCUGGCCAGCUCCGAGUUCUCCCACGAGGCUGUCAAGACUCACAUAGAGACUGUCAUUAACGCACUGAAGACAGAGAGAGAUGUGAGUGUGAGGCAGAGGGCUGUGGACCUGCUGUACGCAAUGUGUGACCGAAGCAAUGCACAGCAGAUUGUGGCAGAGAUGUUAAACUACCUGGAAACUGCUGAUUACUCCAUUCGGGAAGAGAUUGUUCUGAAGGUGGCGAUCCUGGCUGAGAAGUACGCUGUGGAUUACACCUGGUACGUGGACACCAUCCUGAACCUGAUCCGCAUCGCGGGCGACUACGUGAGCGAGGAGGUCUGGUACCGAGUGAUCCAGAUCGUCAUCAACCGGGACGACGUGCAGGGGUACUCGGCCAAAACCGUGUUUGAGGCUCUUCAAGCUCCGGCAUGUCAUGAAAACCUGGUGAAGGUUGGCGGUUACAUUCUGGGAGAAUUUGGAAACUUGAUUGCUGGUGAUCCAAGAUCUAGCCCUCUAAUCCAGUUCAAUCUGCUGCACUCCAAGUUCCACCUGUGUAGCGUGCCUACCCGAGCCCUGCUGCUCUCCACCUACAUCAAGUUCGUGAACCUCUUCCCCGAGAUCAAGGCUACGAUCCAGGAUGUGCUGCGCAGUGACUCCCAGCUGAGGAACGCGGACGUGGAGCUGCAGCAGCGAGCGGUGGAGUACCUGAGGUUGAGCUGCAUUGCCAGCACCGACAUCCUGGCGACGGUCCUGGAGGAGAUGCCCCCGUUCCCAGAGAGGGAGUCCUCCAUCCUGACCAAGCUGAAAAAGAAGAAGGGUCCUGGGAAGGUUCCCGAUAUGGAAGAGACUAAGAAAGAGAGGAACUCUGAUAUGAACGGAAGCACAGAGCCAGUAUCAGUGAACUCCAGUGCCGUCACCAUGUGCUCUCCUCCUCCUCCUCCUCCUCCUCCUCCUACUUCCUCUCGGGAUCUCCUGGCACAGAUCUUGCCUGCCACAAACCGGCCUCGCCCCGCCAGCUCCCUGCUACAGCCCCUGCUCACCCCUGUGCUGUGCCCCUACUCGGGGGCCUCUCUUCCUGCCUUGGAAGGAGCCCUUAGCUUCCAGUCGACUCCCUCGACUUCCACAGACCUCCUGGGCCUGGGUUCGGCCCCCGUGCUGAACUCUGUGGCCCCUGCCUCUGCUGGGGGGAGCCUGCUUGUGGAUGUGUUCUCCGACAACUCUCCCGCCAUCGCGUCGCUGGCCCCCUCUGCCGAGGAGAACUUUUCCAGCCCUCAAAUUGGUUCCGCUGACGAUCCAGCUGCAACUGCGCAUGAUGCUGGUGAACUGGUUGACAAAUUUGUAUGCAAAAAUAACGGUGUACUGUUUGAAAACCAGCUGAUGCAAAUUGGACUUAAAUCGGAAUUCAGACAAAAUUUGGGUCGGAUGUAUAUAUUUUAUGGAAACAAGACCUCCACUCAGUUUCUGAGUUUUUCAACGGCAGUGAUCUGUCAGGACGCUCUAAAAACUCAACUAAAUAUUCAGACUAAACAGGUGGAUCCAGCAGUGGACGGAGGAGCACAGGUACAACAAAUAUUAAACAUCGAGUGUGUGUCAGACUUCGUGGAAGCGCCGAUUCUCAACAUUCAGUUCAGAUACGGAGGAGCCCUGCAGAACAUGUCUGUCAAGCUGCCCAUUACCCUCAAUAAGUUUUUCCAGCCCACGGAAAUGACAUCUCAAGAUUUCUUUCAGCGUUGGAAACAACUUAACAUUCCACAGCAAGAGGUGCAGAAGAUCUUUAAAGCAAAGCAUCCCAUGGACACAGAGGUUACAAAGGCCAAGAUAAUUGGUUUUGGUGUAGCCCUGCUGGACAUGGUAGACCCCAACCCUUCUAACUUUACUGGGGCUGGAGUAAUCCACUCGAAAAACAUUCAAGUGGGAUGUUUACUGCGGUUAGAGCCGAACACACAAGCUCAGAUGUAUCGCCUGACAUUGCGGACAAGCAGGGAGACUGUAUCUCGGAGGCUGUGUGAGCUGCUGUCAGAACAGUUUUAAUCUCCAACCACUUGGAAGGAAGGAAGAAAGAAAGAAAAAGCCUUUUCUUGCUACACACAGAACCUACAAGUUGGCCUAUAGCAGAUAAACAUUCUCUUGUACACCUGUGCUUUAAAACCUUAUGUCAUUGUCCAUCCAAUUCCCUCGGCAUUGUAACCUUUUAUCAUAUUUUUGUUUUGGUAUUUCAAUUUGGAACACGACAUUGUACAGUGUAUAUUUGUUUUUUUUUGUUUUUU